Messenger RNA from Penicillium oxalicum, 2232 nucleotides. Its product is annotated as transcription factor domain-containing protein. Gene Ontology annotation, molecular function: DNA-binding transcription factor activity, RNA polymerase II-specific; zinc ion binding; RNA polymerase II cis-regulatory region sequence-specific DNA binding. Gene Ontology annotation, biological process: regulation of transcription by RNA polymerase II; DNA-templated transcription. Gene Ontology annotation, cellular component: chromatin. Bases 1 to 2232 code for a protein of 743 amino acids. The record is from RefSeq and is a predicted model, not a curated record. Lineage: Eukaryota; Fungi; Ascomycota; Eurotiomycetes; Eurotiales; Aspergillaceae. The transcript is spliced from 4 exons.
AUGAGUAGCAGUAAGCCCUAUCACUGUCAGCGCUGCCCUCGGGCCUUCGCCCGCCUCGAACAUCUGCAGCGCCAUGAUCGGUCGCAUACGAAGGAGAAACCAUACGUCUGUGUUCAGUGUCCCAAGGCUUUCACUCGCAAGUGCGUGAUCAAUCUCUUCCCCCUGCCCUUCUUUCUGGACCCGAAAUCUUUUGGUCCCCCGCAUCUUGUCGAUCUCUUGGCCCGUCAUGAAAGGCUUUCUCACGCGCCCGAGGGGAGCAGUACUGCAGGCGACAUGACGCAGACUCCUCCAUCAGCUCAUCCGAACCUGGAUGGUCUAGAUACGUUGGCAUCGGUGGUCACCGACCAUGCGCAGAUGAGUCGCAGCAUGCUCUCGAAUAGCAGCCCGCAUUUCCCCGGUGGACCCUCUACGCAUCCGACGCCGAUGGCUGGCGUGCGAUUGGCAAAUCCCGAAACCCCGUCGGCAGCGCCUCCUACGCCUCUGCCGGGGCCGGAUUUUGGGUACGCCUUUGGGGGCUUUACAGGACCCUACGAAGGCAACGACUUUACCUCGUUCCUGGACAGUGUCCCCCUGCCAAGUCACCCCUUUUCGCCUGCUUUCCAGCCGUUGCCUCUGUUCCCAUCCUUGGCGUACUCGCCUGUGACGGAUUUUGAUCAGUCGUCGGAUAGAGGUCAAACGUCUGAAACGACGUCCACCCCUUCGAGCUCGGUGCUCCCACGCCAUGGAGCUCAAUUACCCUCGCUUCAACCAGAGGGCUAUCAAACCACUCCAAAGGCCCGUCAGCCUACUGGGUUUGUGCCGGUCACGGCCCAAUGUCGAGACAGAACCCUCGAAUCCUUGAAAGAAUAUGCCGGCGUGGUCCCUGAUCCGUCUCUGCCAUCUCGACAUGCGCUAUCGCGCUGCUUAACUGGAUACCUGAUGGGAUUUCACGAUCACUACCCCAUCGUCCACAAGCCCACGUUGAACGUCGAUACCAUGUCCCUGCCACUUUUCUUGUCCAUGGCCGCCUUGGGGGCUCGGUACUCGCGGGAGCCCGACACGAGCAUGCGUCUCUAUCAGAUUGCCAAACCCGUCACCCUCGAACGGUUCCGGCGGGUGUUCCUCUCCGGUACCAUGCCCACGGUGAAUGUGGCCAAUGAUCAGGCAACGCUCGAGCUAUUGCAGGCCCUCCUGUUGCUUAUCUCGGUCUCUUCCUGGUUCAUCAACAAUCCACCCUAUCACGAGUCCCUGGCGAUCAGAAGUUAUAUGGCUACCCUUCUUCGAAAGGAUGGGAUCAAUCGUCUCCCCGAAUUUGACGGAACCUGGACGAGCUGGGUCCGUCGCGAGUGUGUCAAACGAACCAAACUAAUCGUUUGCUGUUUCUUCAAUAUCCACACCAUUGUGUUCGACAUUCCUCCGGUCAUCCUCACGGAGGAACUCUCCCUGGACCUCCCUGCACGGAAAAGGAGUGGCAGGCACAGAGGGCUGACCUCUGGCAAGCGGCUCGUACACAGAGUUCCGGACAUUUGGUUGAUGACCAAAGCCGGUCGUCUGAGCCACGCUCGCGGCUACCGUCAGACCCUGUCCACCGUACCAACCCCGGAAAUCAUCUCCAUGGAACAGGCGUUGGAGCGGUGGUGUCAGUGCUGGGAACGUAACCAGGAGUCAUCUAUUGAUCCCUUGAGCCCCCACGGCCCCGUGUCUUUUACCUCCGCCGCUCUCGUUCGCCUGGCGUACAUUCGCCUGAACGCAGAUUGUGGAUCGGCCCGGCAACUCCAGACCUGGGACCCGGUGCAGAUCGCAACCAGUCUCAAGGACAAUCUGCGGGUUCAACGAGGGGAUCGACUCACGCGGGCGGCCUUGCAUUGCGCCCACGCCCUCUCCACCCCAGUCAAACUAGGCAUCGGUUUCGUCGCCCACUCCCAGGUUGCCCUCUGGUCCAACCAGCAUGCUCUCUGCUCACUCGAAUGUGCCGUCCUGCUUGCUAAAUGGCUCGAGGCAGUGACGGUGCCCGAGCCCAGUCCGAGUCUGACCGAGCAGGAAAUUCGUUUGCGGGACUUUGUCCUGGAGAUGGUGAUGGAAGUGCAGCAUGGGAUUCCGCGAGAAUGGUUGUUGGCCAACAACACUCGCCUCAGUGCGGCCGUGACCCGUCUCUGGGCGCGUCUUUUCACAGCGGACUAUAUCUGGGAAAUGGUCAGCUUGAUCGGCCGGAGUUUGAACAGUUAUGCCGAUCUGUUGGAUCAGCAGGGUUGA